CCGCUUGUUCUCGCUGCGCAAACGACCUCGUCAGAUCUUGCCAUUUGUAAAGCUUGUUUGUUUUGUUUUAUUUUAUUUUCGUCAGUCUUAUCAGAUCGAAUACUUAUUUUUUUCCCUGUGGAUUUUAUUUUACCUUUGGAAAUGUAUAUAUAUAUAAAUCGACAGGACUGCUUCGUAGCGGGAGGGAUGCUGCUCGCCGUUCUUCUUUGUUUAUUUGACUGCUCCGCCGCUCAGCUCUCCUUCUCAGUUUCCGAGGAAGUGGACAAAGGAACCGUGAUAGGAAAUCUCGCGAAGGAUUUAAAUAUUGUUCCCCAGCAGCUGGAAGAGCGUGGAUUUCGGAUUGUAUCUCUGCUCAGUAAGAAAUAUUUUGAAGUGGAUUUAAGGACAUGCGCUUUGUUCGUAAAUGAACGGAUCGACCGCGAGGAGCUCUGCCCCAAUACGCCCAAGUGUUCCUUAAAUAUCGAAGGGCUCAUCAGCAGUCCCAUGAAUAUUUACCGGAUUGAAGUCAAUGUUCUUGACAUCAACGGCAAUGCUCCGCAAUUCCUGGAGCAAAUACACGUCUUUAACAUCUCUGAAUCCUCCUCAGCGGGGGAGAGAUACCCCCUCCCCGCAGCGCAUGACGCAGACACAGGCAUCAAUUCAGUGAAAACGUACAAAUUAAGUCCCAAUGAUUUUUUCUCCAUAGAUGUGAGUACAAGUCGAGACGGUUUGUCUGCAGAGUUGGUGUUGCAGAAAGCUUUAGAUAGAGAAAAACAGCCUAAUGUGAGACUGAUUUUAAUUGCUGUACGCUCUGGUACUAUGCAAAUUAUUGUUAACGUUGUGGAUGUUAAUGACAACACACCUUUAUUUAGCAAAUCACUUUAUAAAGUCAGUGUACAUGAAAACGAAUCUGUUGGCACAACCAUCCUGACGUUAAAUGCAACUGACUUAGAUGAGGGAUCAAAUGCAGACAUCAGAUACACCUUAAUGAAAAGAGGGAACGUGGACUCUCCUGAAAAAUUUUAUGUCGUUCCAGAGAGUGGUGAGAUCGUUCUGAAGACUCCUUUGAAUUAUGAGGACAACAAUGCGUAUGAGUUAAGAGUGCAGGCAUCAGACAAAGGAAGCUCUCCCCGCAGUGGGUAUUCUAAAGUGCUGAUAGAAGUUGUUGAUGUGAAUGACAAUGCACCAGAGAUCACCAUAACAUCCGUGAUGAGUCCAGUUAAAGAAAAUGCAGAAAUUGGAACCGUUGUUGCUUUGGUUACUGUGACAGAUAAAGAUGGAGGACAGAACGGAGUAACGACUUGUACAAUUAAGGAUAUCCUCCCUUUUAAAUUAACGACAAAUUACAAAAACUAUUACUCCCUAAUAGUUGACGGGUUGCUUGACAGGGAGAGAGUAGCAGAAUACAAUGUUACAAUCGUUGCUGUUGAUGCAGGGAGUUCACCCCUUUCUGGCACUGCUGUAAUCCACGUGCAAGUUUCUGAUAUAAAUGACAAUGCACCUACUUUUUCAGAAGUAGCUAUGAAUGUAUAUGUGACAGAGAAUAGCCAAGUGGGGAAUGUAAUAGCAAAAGUAACGGCGCAGGAUGCAGAUAUAAAUGACAAUGCAGAUAUAACAUUCCUAUUAGCUGAAAGUAAUUCUUGGAAAACUCCUAUUUCAUCAAUGUUAAAUAUAAAUUCCAAAAGUGGAGAAAUUAUGUCGAUGCAGUCUUUUGAUUAUGAGGUGUUGAAAACAUUCCAGUUCAAAGUUCAGGCCACAGACUCUGGUGCUCCUCCGCUCAGCAGCAACGUGACUGUGAACGUUUUUGUUCUGGAUGAAAAUGACAACAGUCCCUCCAUUCUUGCUCCUUACUCUGAGCACGGCUCCGUUAACAGCGAGAACAUCCCAUAUUCUGCUGAAGCGGGAUACUUUGUGGCAAAGAUCAGGGCUGUGGACGCAGACUCUGGAUACAAUGCUCUGCUUUCUUAUCACCUGUCUGAGCCCAAAGGAAACAACCUGUUCCGGAUCGGAACCAGCAGCGGGGAGAUCAGGACUAAGAGGAGAAUGAGCGACAAUGACCUGAAAAGUCACCCCUUGCUGGUGCUGGUUUGUGAUCAUGGAGAACCUUCUCUGUCAGCUACUGUGUCCAUUGAGGUGGUGGUUCUGGAAAGCAGCGCUGACAUGCAGACUCCGUUCAGACACGUGCCUCUAAAGGAGGACAGCUUCUCGGAUUUGAACCUGUACCUGCUGAUCGCCAUAGUGUCGGUGUCCGUCAUCUUUCUGCUGAGUCUCAUCAGUUUGAUGGCUGUCAGAUGCCACAGGACAGACGCAAGUUUCAGCAGGUACAGCGCUCCAAUGAUCACCACCCACCCUGACGGGAGCUGGUCUUACUCCAAAGCUACUCAGCAGUACGACGUGUGUUUCAGUUCGGAUACUCUCAAGAGUGACGUGGUGGUUUUCCCCGCACCGUUUCCUCCUGUAGAUGCAGAACUGAUCAGUAUAAACGGAGCCGACACUUUUACCAGAACUCAGACUUUACCCAACUCGGAGAAGGUAAGAACAUCAUUUUUAUAAAUCGCUUUAAAUCUUUACUUCAAAUAAAACAAUUACUUUUUUUUUUUAAAUUUUUGGGGCAAUUCUGUUUGAGCAUCCUAAUUCAGUUUAUUUUUUAAUACCUUAAAAAAAGUUUGUUUAUGUAGAAUUCUGAUAAUAAAUCAAAGAAUACACUUUUGACAAGUACACAAAAACAUGAGACAUGAUUUGGACUCUGGGUUUUAAGUGAAACAUCUUCUACUGAAAACUAGAGCUCAAAGUACAAAUGUUUUGCUCUAAGAAUAAAUAGGAAUAUUGAUAAUGCGCAAUACAGUGCCUCUACCCGGCAAAAGUUUAACCAUUUCACUUGCA
This is a messenger RNA of Oryzias melastigma (Indian medaka), 2862 nucleotides long. Its product is annotated as protocadherin alpha-2. Lineage: Eukaryota; Metazoa; Chordata; Actinopteri; Beloniformes; Adrianichthyidae. The transcript has a single exon. Gene Ontology annotation, molecular function: calcium ion binding. Gene Ontology annotation, biological process: homophilic cell-cell adhesion. The record is from RefSeq and is a predicted model, not a curated record. Bases 142 to 2532 code for a protein of 796 amino acids. Gene Ontology annotation, cellular component: plasma membrane.